AUGGUGCGAGUACUUCUGUUCCAUUACUUCAAAUCGCAACGUACGUUCUCCGAUUCUCUUCAACCUACCUCUUUUGCCUCUACGAAAGAUUAUCUUUUCCUUGGUACUGGAGAAAUGAAGGUGUUUGUUUACUCACUCGAGCAACCGAACUUUCCUCUAUUCUGUGAGUUUCCGAUCAUGUCAAAACCUGUCAAGUUGAUUUGCAACGAGAAAGCCAAGUGCGUUUUGACAAUUGAGAGAACACGCCGAAGAAAAAACACUGGCAGUAAAGUGGUGAGCGUUCAAACUCACUCUCGCGCUUACUUUAACUGGUUCAAGGCAAAUCCUGACGAGGCGGUGCGUACUUAUGCAGCGGGACAUUCUCAUUAUCAAAGGCAGGAAUCGGAGGGAAAGUGCAAGGAUUUCCUAGCUUUGGAGAUUCCCACCCAGUUUGAUGUCACAGCUAUUUGUUGCUGCCCAACAAGUGGUAACGUUGCUAUUGCAACCGUGAAAAAAGUGAGUUUGUUCAGAUGGAGUGGUAACCUUACGUCUGGCGGCACAGAUGUCACUGCAAUGUAUCAUGAUAUGGAACAUUUCCUUGACAUUGAACCAAGCAUGAUUGUAAAAGAAGUUGUUCUAAGUGACUGCUACCUAGCUGUGAGGUCAAAUCUAGAUGUUCAAGUCCUCAAGCUUGUGUUUACAGCUGAUCAAGAUUCUGUGUCGUCAAGCAGAAGUGGGAAAAGUUCAAGUCCGGGAACAACUCUGCUGAAUAAGUAUAGCAUAGCAAAGAGCUGUUGAUCCAACCGUUUGAGGGAACCCCUCCUCCUCCCUGCUUCUCCUCCCAAAUGAAAAUGAUGAAGGGAGGGUAGUAUCCUGGCCAAGAUAGGAUCAUUUUCUCCCCCUGAGCUUCUUUUAACCUUAAAAUUAUACAUUAAGAUGGGUGUGAUAAGAUCUAUGAUCUAAAUAUUAUUAAUGGAUCACCAAGGAACGACUUGAAGAAAUUUGGCACUACAUUGGAAGUUGUUAGUGUUAGGGUGGGUUCCUUUUUGGUUGGGGAGGGUUGGGUAGUUUCUUUUGAUGAACUGGCAUGUCUGACUCAAUGAGCAAAACAAAUUUUUGUUAUGAUUAAGAAGCCUUUUUGAUAAGCUUUAGCAACUGGUGCCACAAGCCUGAUGAAGAGUGUGAUAAGAGGCUUUAUCAUAAAGCCUAUCCAUCUUGCUCUCUCUAAGUUAAUAGAGACAAGACAAAAAUCUUUGUAUAAGGGCUUUACCUGUUUGCAAGUUACAAUGAUGUGAGCAAAGUUGGACAAAGGAAUACAGACUGUCACUGUCACCAUCACUGUACCCCUAAACCUAACCCUAAGCAUUGAAAAUCAUGCAAAUGAGAAAAUAUUUUGCUCUCAGUGAUAAUGCAUGUACCUCUCUGCACUUGGUCGGUCUCUCAUUACCUUGAACCAAAUAUUUUCCUGUCAGGUCCUCCCUCCAAGUCAAUAAAUACCUAACAUGAAGCUAUCAUUGAAAGUUAUAUUUUGCUCAUAGGGCCACAACAUCCCUGUUGGACUUUGAAUCCAUGCUCCACCCAACACAACAAACCAAAAGAGAACCAAAAGCUGACAACUGUGUUUUGUGGUCCUUUGAUGAUUGCUCACCAUUAUUGUCUUCAAAUAAACCACUAGCUGUGAAAUCAGAUGAGGAAGUUGUGUUUCCAUUGUUGAGAAAGGAAAAGGUUUACAAAGACUUCUUACCAGAUCCCAAGGAAAUCUUAGGACCUGUGUCAGAGGUACCUGGGCAUCCUGUGACUGUUGCAUUUGGAGGUCUCUAUGGAAUUGGUUUUGCUGUGGAUGGGUGUAUGCUAAGAGUGAAAGGAGUUACAAUGCUGUAUCGCAGAUUUAGAGUGGAGCAACUUAGUAAUGAAGGCAAUGAUUCUGCUACACUUCACACAUUACAACUUCUCCCAACUUAUACACAAGGUAGGAUAAAUUAUCUAAUCUCUCUAAAGCACUCUUUGAAAUGUGGGAUCAGCAUAGGCCAAUACAGACACUGUAAUUUUCCUACAACAAAAAAUUUAACCCUUAAAUCCCUAAGAGUGACUAGCAUCUAAUUUCUCCUUUCAAUGUCACCACUGAAUCACACAUUAAUGUCAUGAGAAUAAAGGAAAUGAUCACUAGCUAAAGAAAUUCUUGAUUGUUAGACAAAUUCUCCUUGUCAGCACCUUAGUAAAUGUACAGAGAACAGUAGGGAGAAUAUGAAUACUGAUGUUAAGGUGUAAAAGGUUAAAGGGGGAAAGGGAGACUGGGGAGAGAGUGUUUUAAGAAUUAUGACAAGGAUCGUAGGCUAGUUGUUACCUUUAUGUCUGCCAUGCUUUUGAUUGGUAUCUCUUGUUUUGUUGCACAACCCCAGAUAGAAAUCAUUUUAAACCUGAUGGGCUGGCUAUUUAAAGUUUAGCAUUUGUUUGACAAAGCUGCAUUCUAAGCCAUCUUCAAUUUAGCCAAACCAUUUGUCUGAACAUUUAUUUUAGUGAACAGUGUUAAGAGGGCUGAAAGCUAAGAGUAGAAGGACAUUUAUUCAGUUAAUCAACCCUCUUACAGGAAUCCAUGAGGCCCAUAGUGGUUUGGGUUAGAAAUCAUGUAAAUAACCAGCCCAAUUUGUUGAACCCUCUAACCUGAGUCCAAGCAACUUCAUAAUAAUGAAUUGUUGUUGCUACCAGACAUUGUUCUCUUCUUCCUCUUUCUCUCACCUGUCAUUACAAUCCUUGAAAUUGUCAAGGGACUGUGAACUUACAUAAAGUGUCUUCCCAUUGAUACAAGGCUAUUUUUUUCAGUGACCAAAAUUUUCCUUAUGGCAACCAUUAAACAACUGAAGGUUUGGAAAAGGCUACUUUCUGAAAACUGAGCCCUUUUUCUUGUGCUGGUAUGUGUUAAAAUGAAUGACAACUUUGUAUUUUGGUUUUUAUCUUUUUAGGAAUAUCUCAUGUGAAAGAGAUGCAAAGAUCUCCCUUAGUUGCAAGGACUCUCUUUGACCCUACUUUGUGUGGUAUGUGUUGCCUCAUUUCUGGCCCAAAAGAAGGCUUCAUGUAUGAUGUGUUUGAUACUUGUAACCUUCUGUCUUAUUACAAGUACACCAUUGAUACAGUCAGUGUUUCCGUCUUUAAUGGUCUGCUUCAUGCAAUAACCAGACAGGGAAUUGAAACUUACACUGUGCGCAUAUAUGCAGCUGCAUCUGAUUGGAUCAGAAAGCAUGCUGCUGAAGAUGUUCAAGUUGACGAACACCAAGGUGAGGAGCAAAGUGUAGUGAGCAAUUUUGGGGGACAAGAAGAAAAUUUUGGGGAGGUUUUUGAUGACAAAAAGAAGUCUGAUGAAGAUCUGGAGAGAAGAGAUGCUGAAGAUUUGGUAGUUGAAAGUAGAUCAAGUUUAGCCUCAGCUCCUGGGUGCACACGAAGUGAAGAGUUGCUUGAAACAGUUGAGGUCAAUCAAGAACUCAAAGAAAGUGUUGAACAAGACUGUAGUGAGCCUUGCAUCACAGAAAACAUGCCAUCUACGGCAACUGCAUUUACCCCCACCAUUUCCUGUGCUGACAACCCAGAUGCCAUAGACACAGCCUCAUCUAAUAAAAGUACAAAACUGUCUGGCGAUGAAGUUCCUCCUGUAGGUUACAAGGAGGCAAAACCAUCACCACCAGACAUCAAAUGGACUGUUGAUAACUCUGGCCGUACACUUGUGAGGUUUACAUCGAGAAGUAAAACAUCUCUGCAUAGAGGAGCAAUGACAGGUGAUAUGAAACAGUUUGAAGAAAGUGGACAUAGCAGUGAUGGUACAGAUGGUGUGUAUGACACUGAGAUCAAGUGCACAAGAACAUUUACAAUUAGCAGUUCAAUGAAUCGUUAUACCAGCACUGGAGCUAAAGUGAGUGAUGCUGUUUAUCAAGCUGCUGUUAUAAAACUCUCCAGCAACAAUGGAUGGCCAUUACCAGUCUUUGACCUAAAAAGCCUGAGACAGGUAUGAUUUUGUAUGGAAAAUUUAGUAACCAAGCAUUACAAAUAUAGCAAUUCAUUGUUAAUGUCAGAGUUUUACCAGUUUCUACUGCUUGAAAAAAAUACAGUCAAAUCUGUAUUAAGGGGCACCAGAUUAAGCAGUUGCUUGUCUAGCUAAGUCCCCAAUUUUUUUCACCCUAGAUACUGUAAUUUGCAACUCCAUUAGGUAGUCAUGGUUACCCUUGAUUGAGUCACAACAGCCUGUUUACAUUGUUAUCCACCUUUAUUGUAUGGUCACAUAAAGAGUAACCACUGAAAUAAAACCAAAAAAAAACUUUGAAGUAAAAUUUAAUCCAUGUUUCUCUCCCAAAAUCAAUGUUUAAUUUAACUUAGUUGUAUUUUUGAGCAAGUUUUUGUACAUUAGGAGGUCAAUUCUGGGAUUUAUGUUAACUUUGCAUUUGGAACUAAGUGCUGCUUGAAUAUGAGAUCUGGCUCCGUUAGAGUUGAUAAUUACAUCCAGCCCUUGACAAAAGUCUUAAUUAAAACAGAAUUUCAUUUUUGUAUCGUUAUUUUUCUUGGCAUUGCUGUCCUUAUUGCGUUAAGUCCCUGGUGGAGAGAAGCACUGUAAGAGACAAGUGUCUUCAUGAGGAACACGUACAAUGAUCCAUCCAGGACUUGACCAUGAACCUUUUUGAUCUGGAAUCCAUUGUCCAAUCCAUGUAAGAAUGGUGUCUCCCACUUACUAAAAUUGUUGGUAACUGACUAUUUCUGUUUAUAAUUACCAGCUAGAAUGCCUCCUGACCCUGCUUAUGCAGCUAGUUCAGAAGAGAGGUUUGAGUUAGUCUUUGGGUAAUAUUUAUAUUUCAUUUUUUUUUUUUCCAUACAGCGCUGUCCUCUGCCAAAUCUAGACGUCUGUUUGAUUGGCAUGUAUCCAUUUAUUGGAUGUCAGUAUGUGUCUGCUAGUGAAGGAAAUGUUGUUUUGUUCUCAAAAUCUGCACAUGACCACUUUCAAAGAAGCAAGAGGUACAGAACUCUGAUGCAUUAGGCCAUUUCUCUAAGACUGAUUGAGAUAAUUUAUGAGAGUUGCAAAUGCAGAGACAGGCAAACAUAGAGUCCAUUUAAUGGCAGUUUUAAAUAACAGUUAACAAAUAGACAGACAGAAAGGCAGAUGGCAGUCCAUGUGGAGCAUGUGAAAAAAGAUAGGGAAGCAAGUGGAUAAACAGAGAUAAUAAACAAACCAAUAUUUGCACAGAGCAGCAGAGGGCCCUGCUUUAAGCCAGUUUGCAAAGCCAACAGGAAGACAGGCAAAGAGAAAGACAAACCAAUAGACAGACAGACUGACUGGCUGACAGACAGACCAGCAGACAGUCAGAUAGAUAUACAGGUGGCAAUCCAGUGACAGACAUAGAGAGAGACAGAUAGGUGGGUUAAUACACAGAGAGAUGACAGAUGGGCACACAAUACUGACAGACAGACAGACAAACAAUUUAAAGAUGAACAAAUAGAUUGACAAUUUCCUAGGACAGAUAAAUGAGACAAGGUCCUGAUGGGCAUAAAGAGGGACAGAAUUUAUCCAACUGGGUUUAAACAGGAAGAUAGAAAGCAGAUGUACACUUACAAAUUAAAGUCCAUAUGAAAAGAUUUAAGAGACCUUAUGAACUGAGUAGUGACAGUCUUAAAACAGAUGGAAAUAGAUGUUAUUUAGAGUACUUUCAUGCAUUAAGCAAUAUAUGGUAUAACUGAGCUGAGAUGUAGUGCAUAUUCUGAAAUGAGUGUCAGCUCAGUAGGGUUAAGUAGAGGAACUUUUCAUAGAAGCAAUGAGUACAAAAUAUUUAGCAAACAUUGAAUUUGGUCUUUGUCAUAAUCCUAGUGCAAAAUUAAAUUUGUUAGUUUCAAGAACAAACCAUCAAGGCCUCAGACUGAACAGAGAGAAAGUAAAAACCCUGACUGGAUGGUAUAUGUCCUCCAGAACAUGGACCCCACUCAGCUUUACAAGGCAGUGGUAUGUGGCACUUUUUCAACUUAUUUCUGUGGAUCACAAAAUCUUAACCCUUCAACUCCCAAAAUCUCAUUAGUAAUUUUCUUUGCUGUCUUCCAUACAAUCCUUAUGACGUCAGUUUGGAGAAUUUGGUAUUGGAUCAACAUUUAACCCCUUAAUUGAUAUUUUUCUUUAUUCUCAUUACUUCUAUGCUUGAUAUUGUAUUGAUAUUGUAAGGAGAAAGUCUUUCUUGGUCAUUCAUGGGAGGUAAAGGGUAAAAUCCAAUUCUUUAUGGCACUAUCCAUUUUCUCCUUACUUUUCUCAGUAUAUUUAAGGUGCUGACAAGGAGAAUUUGUUUCACAAUCAAGAGCUGCUUUAGUUGGUGAUCAUUUCCUUUAUUCUGGUGACCUUAAUGAGUGAUUCAGGGGUGAAAUUGAAAGGAGAAUUAGAUGCUAGUCACUCAUACGGGUCAAACAUGGACUUUUCAGGCUACAACUCUUCCCUGUAUCAGCAUCAUUACAAAAAUUUUUUUCCAUUUACAAGUCCAGUUAUCUUGGAGUAUUAGAACUUAUUAAUAGGAUUCUUUUCCUUUUCAGAUGCCAUUGGCAAAUCGUUGCCAGAAACACAAUGCACAGGCAUUUCAUCAUCUCAUUUGCGAGCAACACUUUUUCCUAAGAACACUUUGCUUGGCAGAUUCGGGUUCCAAAGAUGACAAGAACAAAAAGAAGCUUAAGAAGCUACUCUGCAAGUCUGCAGCAAAUUUGACUGAGGUUUUUUUAAGGUUAGUUUAAUGAGGGCUUAAUUUUUCUUCAAAGUUAUUUAAAUAGUGCGAAGAGAGGUUUCUGGCAUAAACAGUGUAUUAAGCUUCUCUGUCACAACCCUUAAUCAAGUGGCCAUGAGAUUUUAUAAGGCAAAAUUUUGUUCAAACAUAGGAUUUCAUUCAUAAAUUUGCCAUUCAAUUGUAGAUAUCUGUACAAUGUGAUGUGGCAAAAUAACAUAAUUGAAUAAAGUUAUUGAUUUUACAGAAUCCCUGAUGCCUCUAAGGAUAGUACAGACUACUUUGCAAUGUCUGGUCUAACGCUGCGAGACAUUGUUGACAAGGCUUAUAAAUCUGAAGAGCCUGUAGCAGAUGGCUUGAUCCAUUUCUUGGAUGAAAAUUUAUUUGGGUCAGACAAACAAGUUAAUGUGUCAGAGGUGAGGGUCAUAUAAUUAGGCCCAGUUGAUGAAUGAAAUAUAUGUCUUUGUCAUUGUCUUGAUGUGCACAAUGUUAGUGACCAAUGGUUGGUGCGUUUGUGUCCAAAUAUGAAUGUGGUGGUCUGUGCUUUCAUUGGGUUAUGUUGUUUUAUGUGAUUAUUAAGUGAUAAAGGAGGGAUUUCUUAAAUUGCAAGCCUUAGCCCUUCAACCUCUAAGAAUGACUAGAAACUAAUUUCUCCAUUCAACAUCACCCCUUAAACACACAUCAAGGUUUUGAGAAUUAAAGAAAUGAUCACCAACUAAAUAAGCUCUGGAUUGUUACCCAAAUUCUCCCUUGUAGGUACUAUAGGAAAUGUAUAGAGAACAGUAUUGAGAACUUACAUACUGAUGUUAAGGUGUAAAGGGUUAUCAAAGAAUUCUUUUAAUUUAUUUUUUCUUCAGAGUAUUACCAAAAAAAUUUUCAAGCUCUAUGCCAGAAGUAAACCAGGUCGAGUAGCAGAGAUUAUCCUGAUGUCAUCUCUCAGUGGGUUUUCAUCAGGUUGGUUAGAGAAAAUUGUUUAUUGGAUUAAUUUGUUUUUCAUAAUAAUUAACUAAUCAUAUGCAAAGUUUACUGUUAAUUUUUGCCUUUUAAGACUCUUACUAAGUGGAAAAUAUCCAAAAAAAUUACUUUAUCACCAAAAGGAGAGAGUGAAUGCAAUAUUUACUUACAGAUCACCUUGCUUUGCUCAUUUUUCUUCAUCAUUAUUCCUACUUGAUCCACCUUUUUUAGGUUGCAAAAUUGAUGGGGAGAAAACAGAGCCUUUUGUGUCUGUUGUCUUGAGAUUCAAACCGUGUUAUACUGCAUAUCAGUCACCCCUUACUUCUUGCACAACCAGAACCCAGGUUGUUCUCUGCUAUUGUGCUAUCAAUCAUUAAGCUGACCUUUCUUCCUCUUUCAUCCAAUGCCCUAUGCUGUCAAGUUGGUCACAUGGGUCAUCUUUGUCCUAAGGAGAAAAGAAUUUAUUCCAGGAGUGGUUGAUGCAAGAUUCAACCAUGUUUAAAAUUAAUGAUAUAAGUUUGUCCCGUUUAGAGACAGCACUAGCUGCCUUGGAAGAUGUGAAGAAAACUAAAACUGAGAAGGGUUGUGCUUACAGGUUGGUGUUCCUGUGGUAUAUCUUAUCUCCCAAUGGACUUCUUUUAUUUUCCUUUUCAUUUCUAUAUCAUUAGUCAGAUAGAUAUAUGGUAGAUACCCUUAUUUAGAGAGGGUUUCUCUUUCAGUGUUUAUGUUGUAAAAAAAUCACCAAAGGUCUUAUAAAUUAAACAUUCAAGAAAUUUAAAAAACAAUUAUAAUAAAUUUUUAAAAUGUACAUAAUGAGUUAAGAGUGAUGUAAUUGUGUUUAAUUAAGGAUGAGGAUUAAUUUGCUUAAUUAAGUUCAUGAUGGCUUAUUGUUAAUUUAGCUUAUCACCAUUGGAUAACGUGGUGCGAGCUGUGCUUUAUCUUCAUCAAUGUGAACCUGAUCUUGCCCAGUCUGCCCUCUUCUCUAUUCCUGAGGUAAUUGUGAACUAGACAUAAAUUUGAGGCAAAUCUCAGACUCCACAGAGUUACAAACUCUAUGUUAGUACUAUAUUAUAAUAAUGAAUAAUGUGUAUAUGAUGUCACCAUGAACACUAUUUUGCUUUUUUUACUAUAUGUAGCAAAUAGAUUCCAAAUUACUGUUAAACAUUUAGAUUCCAUUUUGCCCCAGGUCUGUUCAGUAAUAGAUCACAGCAGAAGUCAAAUUGUGGUAAGAACAUCAUUAACAUACAUAGCUGUCCCUCAUUGCUACUUUUUGGUUCUUACCACAAGUCAUUUUGAUGUCAUCUGAGAUCUAUAUCUGAACAAACACACAGCAAAAUGGAAUCUAGGUGUUUUAACAAAUUACUGAUUAAAAUCAGUGAUUUGCCUUGUCGUAGUUUAAGGUAUCAAUGUCAGAUAUGAAAGAAAAACAAAUUUGUAUGUAUAGCUUAGGGAAGCAUUUGAAACUAGUGUUCAGUCAUCUUUAUUUCAACAGUCACACAAAAAUAGUUACAUGGAUGUCAGCACAGUUCUAAAUUGUAGACAGUAUCUUAUGAAAGAAGUGCUCGGUAGGGUUCAGAUGAAAAAAUCACACACAAAGGGGUUCAUUUAAAGAUGUGAUAGUAGAAUCAGCUUGUGCAAUAUACUAAAUGAUGGCUUGUAAACCUGUCACUUUUGUAGCUUUUCAUUUGAAACUUGAGACAAGGGUUUUAUGCAGAGGCUGAAAUUUAGAAAUAGCUUUCUUCUGCAUUUUUGAUUUAAAACAGAAAAAGCUUGUUGAAGUUCUGACCACUCACUGUUACUUAUUACAUGAUGAUGGAACUCACUUUACUCCUCUCGCACAGGUAGGAAUGUUUUAAUCUGUAGGUAAUUGUAAUAGGAGCAAGUGGAUUCCAAUUCAGUCUGUAAUCAUGUGAAUCAUGUACAAAAGCAAAUGGUCCCUGAACAGGAGUGUGGUUUGUUUAUCACACAAGUGAUUGCAGACAAAAGAGGAGCAAGUGGAUUCCAAUUCAGUCUGUAAUCAUGUGAAUUAUUUACAAGAGCAAAAUAAAAUGGUCCCUAAGCAGGAGCAUGAUUUGUUUAUCACACAAGUGAUUUCAUACAGAAGAGGAGCAAGUGGAUUCCAAUUCAGUCUGUAAUCAUGUGAAUCAUUUACAAAAGCAAAGUAAAAUGGUCCCUAAGAAGGAGUGUGAUUUGUUUAUCCCACAAGUGAUUUCAGACAGAAGAGGAGCAAGUGGAUUCCAAUUCAGUCUGUAAUCAUUUGAGUCAUUUACAAAAGCAAAGUAAAAUGGUUCCUAAGCAAGAGUGUGAUUUGUUUAUCACAUAAGUGAUUGCUGACAGAAAAGGAGCAAGUGGAUUCCAAUUCUGUCUGUAAUCAUGUGAAUCAUUUACAAAAGCAAAGUAAAAUGGUCCCUAAGCAAGAGUGUGAUUUGUUUAUCACACAAGUGAUUGCAGACAGAAGAGGAGCAAGUGGAUUCCAAUUCAGUCUGUAAUUAUCGAAUCAUUUACAGAAUCAAAUGAUUUGUUUAUCACACAAGUGAUUUCAGACAGAAUUGGAUAACUGAUUCAACUGUAGACAAAAGUUUAGAGACAAAAUAUUAUGUUAGAUAAAAACAAUAGUCUAUGAUAACAGUAUCUGCAAAUGAUAUGUUAGUAUACUCUCCAAGCACUCUAACAUGUAGACGUCAUAUUGAAUCAGGAUGCUUAAGCACAGGAUGAUUAAUUAUGAUGUUAAUUAAUCACAAUAGUUAAAUUAUUUGUGAGUGAUUUACUAUCAAUGAUAUCAAUAAAUUAAUAAUACUUGGUAGAAAUAUGAAUUUGGUGCAGUUUGUUUUGGGAUUUUGGUUCACUAACUGAUUACUACAAGAAUAUUUUUCAAACAAAAUGAGAUAUACUGAUUAACAAGGGAUUCUGUGUGUCUUAGCUUUUAAGGAAACAUCAACCUAAGCUGUUUAUAGAGGUUCUUCUCAACAUUCAUGAUAACAAAGCCUUGUCUGUGGAAACCCUUCUCAGUUUAUUUGGGGUAAGUUAACCUGCUGUCUGGUGUAAAUGAAAGGCAAGUGCCAUGGGCAUUGACUGGGCUCCACUGUUCAUGUGUUGAACCAGGCCCCAGAUAGGAUACUACCUGCAUGAUUGGCGAUGCACUGUAACCCAGGCAUUGGCCCCAUUUCAGGCAUCCAUUUACAACAAUAAUUGGUCAGUAAAGAGAAAAACAAUCAUAGUGACAGUUUGGGGGAAAAAUGCAGCUGCUAAGCUACUUAGUCUCCUGAAAAACAGUAGCUACAAAGCUGUUUGAGAAAUUGAGAAUUUAGCAUAACAUGAGAGCCUGCACUGGUAAGAUUGACAACUAACUAAAAGACCCUGCUAAGCUUGUGGUUGUUAAUUAAGUUGAGUUGACAUUUAUCUCAAUUUCAUUUUCAUUAAUAGCAUGUUAGUUGUGUUGUUGAUUGCUUGUUUUUGUGACCAUAAUUUUUCAGACCAGCAGGCCAGAUGCAAGCCAGAAUGAACUGGCCGUUGAGUUUAUGGAGACUUUACUUAAUGGUUUGUAAGACCACUGGUCACAUCAUGUAUUUUUAAACUUCUCUUUUGAAAUGCAGCAUUAAGUUUAUACUUUCUUGAAAAUAUUGCCUUGUCAUAUACAAGAUUUCACAAGGUUCCUAUCAGCACUAAUUCAUACUUUUUCUUACUGUCAUUUCAGACCAAAACAGGUUGGACUCGUUUAGUGCCACAGUGGUAAGUAUGAAUACUCUUUGCCUAGACUUUGUAGCCCAUUUCACUGUAGUCUUUUUAGUCUAGUAUACUCAAGCCUAGUCUUUUUAAUCAAGUUUUUUUUACACGAGUCCAUCAUUUGUUAACUUACUUAUCUUUCCUAUUCUAAACUAUUGUAGUUAGUCUAUCCUAGUCUCUCUAUUCUAGUUAACACCUACCUAGUCUUUCUAUACUAGUGAGCACCAGCCUAGUUCUGUUAGUUUAGUUUGCUUUAGUCAAGUCCCUUGUAGUCCAGUUUACUUUAGCUAAGUAUCCUAUGAGCUUAUUUAGUCUACCCUAGUCUACCCCAAUCUAGUAUAGCCCAUUCUAUCCUAGUCUAGCUUAGGUUGGUGCAGUCUUUUAUGGUCUAUUUUAAUCUAGCCUACUUUUUUCUUUAGUGUAGCCUAACCUUCUUUAGUUUUGUGUGAACUAGUGUUUUGCAGUGUAGUUAAGUGGAACAGAGGCGUUUCUUUCUUUUAAGUCCAGCCUUGUCCUUUCUAGUCUAGUUUUGCAUGGCUCUGUAAUUUUCAACCAGUCCAGUGUAGCCUAGUCUUUUCUAGUCAAGUUAGUCUAUCAUGAUCUUUUUAGUCCAGACUACUCUAACCUAGUCUUUGCUGUCUAGUUUAGUGCAGCAUAUUAUUUUCUAGUCUAAUUAUUCUUAUCUGCCCUCUUUAUGUCUGAACUAGUCUAGCCUAAUCUACACUGGCCCAAAUUAGUCUACUCCUUGUCUAUGCUAGACUAAUCUACUUGAGUUUACUUUAGCCUAUUCUAGCCUAGUGUGUCGUGGACUAGUUGAGUGAAUAAGUCUACUGUAGUCUAUUCUAGUCUACCCAAAUAUAUUCUAGUCUGCAUCAGUUUAGUUAAGCCAAGUCUGUUUCAAUUUACUUCAAUCUAGUUUAGUGUGGUUUACAGUGUAGCAAAGUCCUUUGGUCGAUUUUAAUUUAGUGUGGUCUAGUUUUGUCUUCUCGCUUUCAAAAUAGUGUAUAUUUAGGCUACAAUUGUAGUCUAGUUUAGACUAUGCUAAUGAGUCAGUUAGGGACAACACGAGUAUUAAAUAAACGCAUUUCACUGAUUAGUCAUAUUUAUAUACUUGUGAUACAUUACAUAUUUCAGAUUCCAUUAUCUGGGAUCUACCUGGAGAGAAUCGGAAAUAAUCAAAGAAGGCGCCAAGCUACUGUAUCCCAUCAACACAUCGUAAGUUUGAUGUGCGUGAAUCGGCACGUUCAAAUGUUACAUACUGAUAGGCUUAAAGCAACUCAGUGGUCAAACAUAGCGCAUGCGCAAGGGGAUCAACUUUUGCCGGCCGUUCGCCAAUUUUCCCGCGCAAAAUUUCGUAGAUAAAGAGAAGAAAAAACCACUCUCUUGUCAAAUAAGCGAAAAAGAUAAUUUGAAACGUUCGUAAAAAAAUUGUAAAAGGAGACAAAAGUAGAGAAAAAGGAAAACUCGAGACUUUUUCGGACACAUAGCUUCUUCAGGAAGAAAGAAUGGGGAGAGGAAAGAGCAAAUUUUUGUGGUGGCAUUUUAAUAUAAUUGUCCUUUGUUGGUACAAAACGAACCUCUAAUGUUACCAUGGUUUUACGUCUCUCCAGGGAAAAUGGCAAGGAAUUUGGAAGGGACACAUUUCUUGACACUAGUUGUGACUAGUUUGUGUUUGUUUGAAAGCUAAGGCGACUAACUUUUGGCUGUUUUAUUGCUGUUCAAAUUAUUAGUUAAGUCGAAAUCAAAUUGAGGGGAGAGGAAUUAGUCGAAAGUGUCACUUGAAGGGUUUUACAAUACUAUAUGCCCUGGGUCUAAAAAAAAAUAUCAUUUCUGUCUUUGUAGAAGGUGGACGAACGGUAAUUUUUUUAUUGCGUGCGGGGGGGGGGGGGAUUAGGAGUUGGUUGUGUCACGAAAACUUUUUACCUGAUCCUCGCAUCAGGCUCUCUAAUAAUCUUAUCACCCCCUCCUCCCUCCCUUCCCCCCCCCCUUAUUAGCAGUAAAUCGACAGUCAGUUUUCCAUAGUUCCCUCUUUAUCCUUUGUCGGCGACCACUGAUUCCACCUCCGUUUCCCCUGAAAACCAUGCGACUCCCCGGAGAAAAAGUCUUCUAUCCAACCCCGCCCCAACCCCCACGGCGAUAAAUAAUGACUGGUUCCUAAGAUAGAAUAUUCGUGAAUCCUUUUGUCGCUUUCUUUUUAGCCGAACGGAGAAGGACAUUUUGGAACUCGACACCCGUGGCUCGACAAGCUGUCUCCUUUUAAUGGUCAGAAAGUCAAUUGCUUUUGUGGUUUACUUAUUUCAUCUUCUAUUGCUGGUUUAGUUACAGGGUCCUCUACUUGUAAGGUGCAUGUCACUGAAUUCUGAAAAAUCUUCGAAGGUAAUGAAGCUAUCCUGCUUUAUAGAGAACCAACGCAAGAUUGGUAGCCUAGUUAGGGACUGUUCAUUAUAAGGGAGGGGGGGUAAGGGGAUGGGGGGGUAGGGGAGGGGUUGACUGGUCUCCUUGUCAGUUCUUAGCCACGAGUGAGGAAUGUGCUUAUAAGAUCUGUUGUAUUUUGUUGUGUUACAGGCGCACUGUGUCUCCCCGGACUCCCAGGCUGCCCUUGCGCGAAGCCGGUCUCGCCACAGGCCUCCCCACAGCUGUCUCGAUCUUCCUCUCGGUUUUCCAAUUCUUCCCGACGAUCAGCUGGCAAGGGUCCUUAUCUUUCUGUCCAGCGUGGUGUAGACUCGACUGCGAGCCCUAUUGAGUGUUCCUGUUGCUGCUGUAACGAGGAUUUGAUAAAAAUUCAGGUGGAUGGUUUAUAAUUUGGAGCGAGCUUAGCGUACUUUUCGAUCGAGUGUCGUUAAAACAGAACGGUAGUCAUCACAAUGGCCAAUCACAGCGAGGGUUAACAGCUUAGAAGCGAUGAGAAAUCACAGUAUAACAGGCUGUAAGAACAAAGUUGCCUCACACGAGUUACAAACAAUCGCACAAGUAACAGAAUAGUAAAUUAUCGGGAUACCUGUGCUUGAAUAAGCUUUGUGUUGGAAAGUUUCGAGCUUUCCUCUCUCUUAGUUUUGUCUCUUUUUUUACAGAUUUGUAUGAAAAUUUUAACGUUUUCGCUUUUUUGCAAGAAAGUGCUUGUUUCUUGUUUUCCUUUGAAAUUUUGCGAGGGAAAUUAUCGCUCAGCCGGCGCAUGCUCGACGUCUAACCGCUGUGUUCCGGGCAUCUAAUUGGUUGAGAGUGUGGCGCAAGUUUUCUUGGCCAAUCACAGAACGAAGCACAGUAAGAAUGCAUGCUUAAGUGGCGUUUUUAAAGUGAAUUUCCCUUGCGUAAAUAACGUAAAAUAUGCUCGAAAGUUAGAUUAACGGCUAACGUAUGCAGAUAAAGAUCGCUAGGAGCCCAUGUAAAAUCAAGCAGGCUUCUUGAAGCGCGGAAAGCGCGAGUGACUAAGUCAAAUUUGGUUUUGGUGUACUACUUAAUUGGUACAUAGGUCAGCGCGAGGUUUCUUGAAAAAUCGUUUGUUCUUCGCUGACAGAAGUGAAGCAAAAGCAACGCAAUACCGAAGCAACUGUUAACAUUCAACUGCAAAUUGACAGUGGUCCUCAAAUAAGUGACAAUCAACUAGGCGUAGACAACACUAUGUCGAAGUAAGUAUAACUGGCCAAUCGCUAAGCGCGUUAAAAUGACGUGACCAAGUCUUGACUGGUCUCCCUCUUGCAUCAGAAUGGUUGCAUUGGUGGCAUCAUAAUUUUAUUCAUCCUAUCGUAAAACAUACUUCUCUUCUGUAACUCUCAGGAAGUCCAUAUUUUACGACCGAAGGCUUUAAUUUGAGUCAAAAGCGUCUCUAUGAUAAAAUCUCCUUCACUGUCUCAUUCAUUUUAUUUACUUAUGUAUUUCAGGCGCUUUUGUGCUCCAAGUAUGUCAGCAGUGAGUUGGCUGAUUUCGUCUUGAGCAAAAUAGAGGGUCAGGUGAUAAUAAAGGAAAGAACCUCUCUCCUGCUUCUUUGUCUGCCACAUGUGGAGCGACAUGCUGAGGUAAUACAUCGAUCAAUUCGAAGCUUCAACACCCGCCUCUGGCAACCUCUGGGCAUUUGAACUUUUGAAGAUUUUGGUUUGUUAAAAUCCCCCCCUCCCCGGGGGCAAAAAUUGUGUUUAAAUGCCCAACCCAAUUUUGGGUGGGGUACCCAAAAUCAGCGACCGUGAUUUUCUACACAUUGACCAAGCUAUAAAACCAAGACCGUGUAGACCUUUUCUUUAUUGCGCCAUUCGCUCGCAGAAGUGAACUAUUUACUUUAAACUCCCCCAUAUUUAAAGAUAUAACACUUGUUUUCCGUUGGAGAGACUUGCCAACUUCCCCAACCCCCCCAGGCACAAACAAUGGUCAAAUGCCCGUGGAUUGCCUAGGGGAGGGGAGAUGUUGAAGCUUCGAAUUGAUCGACGCAUAAGGAAAACAUUUGUUUGGAGAAGGUGAUGCACUUCUAGCCUAGAUGCCAUUUUUCUAGCAAGAUGCUAAUAACGUUAGCUUUCUUUUCUCUUACUUAUCUUUGUAGGCUAUGGCCAUUGUUUUGGACGAGUUUUCUUUAAUAGCUUUACCUUAUGCAAAGCACUACUUUGGUCAAAACGUGGAGAAGGUAAGUUGGGAACGGAAGGGUGUUUUUCCAGUACGCUUUUCCUAAAAAGGAAUAGUUGUCUUCAACUCAAAUACCUAAUACCUUCUACUUAAAGCUUGAUCAGGAAUCACGAAGACUUGUCAGUAUUUUUUACUUUUUUUCAACAUGUUGGUAAUAAGAAUGUUUUUCUUUCUCCAGUGGUCACUUCUGGUACAAACCUUGUUGGAAAUGUGUAAAGAAGAAACAGACAGCGACGAUUCAGAGUCAAGAAAAAAAGCCAUCAUGGCAGUCCUGAAAGGUGCGAAUGUAAAUCUUGUGUAUUAUCGUUAGAAUGUGUCAGUUAAGUCUUCAAAUGUGCAGUAAAGUAGCCAUUUAAUUUUUUGUUUCUUAAGAAAACAGUUAAGUCCAGUCGGUCUGAAAAUCACCUGAGUAGAUUUUCUGAGCAGUCCUUCGUACCGUUUUUACAAACUUCGCUUUCGGUAACUCAUUUUGAAAUGUUUGUCUUACUUGGCUUCAGUCUCCAGUUGAAUGUUUCCACGUUUGUUAGUAGGUGAAUGUUUCCCGCCCUUCAUUCCCUAUCAAGUGCGCGCACUUAUCAACUGCACCAUGCUUUCCCGCGUGUAAUACCAGUGCCAUGCUUUCCCGCGCUUAUUACCAGUACCAUGCUUAUCCGCGUUCAUUGCCAGUACUCUGCUUUCCCGCGCUUAUUACUAGAACCAUGCUUAUCCGCGUUCAUUGCCAGUACACUGCUUUCCCGCGCUUAUUACCAGUACCAUGCUUAUCCGCGUUCAUUGCCAGUGCCAUGCUUUCCCUCGCUCAUCACCAAUUACAUUUUUCCAGCCCUUAAAAGCCAGUUCCAUGCUUUACCAUACUUAUUACAGAUUGAAUGUCUUUCCGUCCUGUUUUAUUGCUACUAAUUACAUGCUAUCGCAUGCUUAUUACGCGCUGCAAUGUUUACCACUAUUUCUUCCUGUAGUUAAGUGUCUGCCUUGUGGCCAGAAAGAAAUGGUUUCGUCCGGUCUUGUGACGUAACGAUAUCAAGGUUCUAUAUUGUUUUUUUCUUACGCAGGAACCCUUCAGCAACUCUGUUCAAUAGUGACCCCGCGGGAGUUCUUAGGGCUGUUACCAAGCGACGGAUGUCUCGGAUUUUUCCUCCCAUAUCUCCAACACUGUCACAGACGUUGUGCGUCAGGCUCUGUCAGCGAGAGACUGGCGACAAGGCAUCUCACAACGUAAAUAACUCGUAAACAGACAAGAGGAGAGCCGCGCUUUCAUCCUUUACAACCUAACAUCAGUAUGUAUAUUCUCCAAACCGUUCUCUAGACAUUUCCCAGGGUGCUAACAAGGAGAAUUAGGUUAAGAAUCAAGAACGUCUAUAGUUGAUGAUCACUUUCCUUUAUUCUCGUGACCUCAGUGUGUGAUUCAGGACUGAUGUUGUAAGGAGAAAUUAGAUGCUAGUCAUUCUGAAGGGUCAAAAGGUUUUUAAAAAGCUUAAAAGGUCUUAAACAGACUAAAUCCGAAAGAGUUCGAGAGAAUUUCGAACACUAGUAAAUCGAAUUAAAGAGCUGAGGUUUCACAAAGAAAUAUUCAAGGUUAAUCGCCUUUUAUUCAAGUGGUUUCACUUAUAUAUUACAAACCGAUUCGUUAUGCGAAUUUUUUACCACAUUAAAGAACAAUAAGCAAUUAUUGACUGGUCCGAAGGAGACCAGUGAGUUAUUUUUGACCGAGAUCCUCUUAAUAUAUUCAUCUUUUCCUGUAGCCUUUCAUUAUGUUAUACCUCCUGACUCAAAAAUUAGGAAAAAAAAUAUGUACGUAUCCAUUAAAGCUCAUGUCUACAUUGAGAAAUGAUCCAAAUCCUAAUUGCAAAUGAAAAAGUUUGUAGGUUUCAAGAUGCCAGAAUUGAUCACGUGCGUUGCUUCUCUGGGAAGUUGGUGAGUUUUGACCCAUGGAACGUGACACAUUUUGGUCCAAUCGGUAAAACGUAGAGAGGCAUGACAGAACAAAUUGUACUUCACGCUGAACGCGAGAAAAUACAUUGUGGCCUACAUAGAUUAACCACAAAUUGCUGUAGCCAACUUUUUACCGCCAAAUUUUACAAACGUUUACGGAAGUCAAAAUGGGGACGUUAAGCAACCCGCGACGGCAACGAGGGCAUGGAAAAACAAAAGAUCUAAUUGGGAGAACAAUAGCUUAGCACGUGCGUUUUAAAACUUUGUACAUUUCCUAGCCGUCUCAUGCAAAACAAUAACAUGAAAUCAUCACAAUCUGCUCGUCUGCGAACCGAAACCGCGACGGCAAAUUAUUUUAAUUUCCAUUCGGAACUCAACGCUUCUUUUACACGUUGUGCUGAAAUUGAGGUGUGACGCUGUAGGAGACGGUAAACACAUGCAGCCGUUUUUGAAAUUCUAAUUAAAGGCAGAAAUCCAUUUUUUAAUCGAAAUCUUCCUUGGCGUUGCCGUCGUGACUGCUUAAGGUCCCUCAUAUAUAUUAGGCGGAAGUUACCUUCGGAAGUCAAUUUUGAUACCUACGACAAUCGUUUUAGAUUUGUAAAAAAGAAAAAAGAGUUAUUGAAAAUAGUAGAAUUUUCCAUUUUUAGAAAUAAAUGAAUCAAAGAAAAUUUUGGAAAUAAGUUAACAUUUAACAAUUCGAAAUCAUUUUUUAAGAAAAAAGAACAAUUUUGACUGUACCUGUCGUCUGGCCAAUUACACUCUAGCGACA
This is a messenger RNA of Pocillopora meandrina, 18687 nucleotides long. The record is from the annotation of a GenBank genome assembly. Lineage: Eukaryota; Metazoa; Cnidaria; Anthozoa; Scleractinia; Pocilloporidae.